AACAAAACAAACUCGAAAAGUUUGAAUUAAUUUGAAACUAAAGUUUUGCAGCAUUAAUAGGAAGGAUUUAGCAUAUCAAAAGCGUUUAACAAAAUCUAUAGUUAAUAACUUAAUAAGGGAUAGUAUUUACAAUGUCCACAAAAGAUCAAAAAAUUAAGGAAUUCUUACAAACAAAACGAGCACCACUGGAUGAAUGGAAUACACAUGAGCAAUUGUGUUUGGCGUCAGCAGUAGCGUGUAGCGGUGAUCAAAACUGGAUGAGUGUAUCGAGAGCAUUAAAAGGAAUUGUUUCAUCAUAUAAUUCAAGGCCUGGCGAUUGGUUUUUAUCCAAAAGCUGUGCUACUCAAUAUGGAAAACUAUUGGAAUCAUGUGAAACACCGAAACGCAAAAAGCGAACUGCUUCAGAGCGUGAUCAACCAACAGAGACUCCUUCAACGCCGGUAGAAUCGUUAGUAAAGAAACUCACAGCAGAACGAAUAAUUGAAUUAAAAAAAUCAAUUCAGGAAGAACAACAGCAGUUUGGAAAGCUUAAGGAAGAAAUGCUAUUUUUGCAAAGUUCAUCGUUAGACGAGACAAAAGUACGUGAGAUGUGGAAUCAGAUUGAACAAGAAAAGAUACAGAAAGAACGCGAACAAGUUCGUCAUGAUCAAUGGCUAAAAGAUCGAGAGGAAAAAAAGCUACAACAUGAAAGACAAUGGCGUGGUCCGUAUAAAUCGAAUAUUAGAACACAAAAAUCGCAAGACGAUAUGGAAUCCGAUACAACGACACAGCAACAAACAGGUACAUCACCAUCACCAUUGUUAACUUCGCUUCUUAAGUCUCCAUCACAGACUGUCCAGCAAGCAACGUCCUUAAAUAGUGGCAGUAGUAAUAAUAACUCUGCUCGAAUAGCUCCCACAAUAACCAAUCUCCUAACUGGCACUUCAUCAGCUUCCAAUAAUCCCAAUAUCAUUGUGCAAAACCUAAAAUCAUCUUCAUCAUCAUUAAUAUCAUCAUCUGCACCAAACAUUAAUAUAUCCGCUUCCACAUCCACAUUGUCAAAUAUCAUUAAAAUUGAUAAUUCUUCUCCUUCUUCUAUAGUUUCACAUUCUCAAUCUGCGCCAACUCUCAUUACAUUACUGGAUAAAAGACUAUCAUCACAACAAGAUUCAGCAACAGCAGAAAAACAACAGAUGCUUAUGUCAAUCGAAAGUGGUGGAAAAGAUGGCGAUAUAGUAAAAGACGAAGAAGCCGAAUUACUUGCUGACUUUAAUGAACUUAUUGAUGCAGAAAAAUUUGAUAUGGACGAGGAUUUAGAAGAUCUUAACUCUAUUAUAAUGAAUCCCGAAAUUCUCGAAGAGAAAAUAUCCGAUGGUGAACCUAUUAAGGAUGACUCUUCUCAAGCGACCUCAACAGAUGACUAUGACAAGUUAAAGAUUAAACAAAUUGUUGAGACAAUUCAGGAUUUAGCAGGUGUUUCUGAUGUUGAAACAUCAGUGCAUAGUAAUAAUCUUACUACAUCUCACGAUACAACAAUAGAACAGCCACAUAAAGUUUCUGUUGAUGAGAAUGAUAUUGUACAGGAUCCUAUUCCAUUAGAACCUGAGCAUUCAUCAGAUGCAAUUGAGUUGGCUGAUGAAAACAAUAUAGAAUCUAAUGAUUCAAUGACAUUGCAGUCACUUAAAACAGAAGCCCACGAUGAGAAAAUUGUCAUGAUUUCUGAUGAAAGUUCGACUACAAAUGAAGAAAAAAAGGAUGUACCGUGUGAAAAAUUAGAUCCAAAUGAUGGCGAAGAGUCUCAAAGUGUAAAGUCAUCAAUAGUUGAUGAUAUAAAAGACGCUAGCGGUGACGAUUCGAACAAAGAGUCACAAAAAUUUCAAGUUAUUCCAAUCGGUGAGAGCGAUGAAAACUCUAUGAACAGUGAAAAAGAAAUUAAAGAUGAUCUCACAUUUCACCCCGACGAUUCCGAAGACGCAAUUUUUGAGGAUGCCAAAGAUCAUCACUCAGAAACGGAAAAAGUAAUAGAAAAUAAGAAUGCAAAAGAUUUAUUUUCAGAAAAAUCCGAAGAACUGUCAGAAACAAAAUUGUCAUUAAAACCUAUAAUUGUUGCUGAAAUUGAGGAAUCUCGUAGUGCUAUCGACAGUGACGAAGAAGUUUUAGAAUUAAAGGCAUCGCGUUCAAAUAAUCGAAGAAAAGGAGCAGAUUCUUUAAAAGCAGAUAGUAGUUCAACACGGUCAAGAGAUCAUUCCGAAAAUGACGAUAAUCGUGAUUCUACGCCAAUUCGUACAAGAAGUCGGCAUUCGUCUACUGCUGUAAGUGUGUCUGAAUCAAAAACUUCAUUUACUUUUUCAAAAGAACAAGAGCAUUCAAUUUGGAAAGGAAAAUGGGAAGAUUGCCUGAAAGAAUUGCAAAGAUUAAAAGAGUUUCCGCAAAUAAUCGAUAAUAAGAUUAUUCAGGAUGAAGUCUACAAAAAAGUAUGUUUACAUCCUAUGAACAUGAAAAUUAUUACGAAAAAUAUUGAAACAAAUAUUUCGACAUUACCAAGUGACAUAAAGCGUGAUUUUGUUCUCAUGUGUACAAAUAUUAUAAUGCUAAAUAAUAAAGGUCAAAAAUUUAAUGAAAUGGUCCACGAUUUUACAAAAGAUUGUUUAGAAAUAAUAGAUACACAUAUGGAAAUAGAAGAUGCAUAUAAAAGCUAUCGCCGACAAAUCAAGAAGAAAUCAUAAAUUAGUUUUAUUAACUUUAAUCCGCAUUUGAUUUUCAAAUUUUUGAAUAAAAACC
Messenger RNA from Chironomus riparius, 2760 nucleotides. Lineage: Eukaryota; Metazoa; Arthropoda; Insecta; Diptera; Chironomidae. The record is from the annotation of a GenBank genome assembly.